Branchiostoma floridae (Florida lancelet) is the source of this 1661-nucleotide messenger RNA. Its product is annotated as pinopsin-like. NCBI's taxonomy places the organism in Eukaryota, Metazoa, Chordata, Leptocardii, Amphioxiformes, Branchiostomatidae. The record is from RefSeq and is a predicted model, not a curated record. Gene Ontology annotation, cellular component: membrane; photoreceptor outer segment. The transcript has 5 exons. Gene Ontology annotation, molecular function: neuropeptide Y receptor activity. Bases 133 to 1359 code for a protein of 408 amino acids. Gene Ontology annotation, biological process: G protein-coupled receptor signaling pathway.
UCUGUGUCCGAACAGCGCAUUUCUAAUAGCAGAUGGUGGGAAGGAGAGCUCCCAGCGUUAUCUACCAGCCGUGAAAAUAUUGUCUCAGACGCGGUGAUCGCAAAGGCUCAAGCCUGGACUCCAGAAACAGUUAUGUUAGGUAUGCAUAACGUCAUGAACGCUACAGACUAUGACAACAACAACGCAACGUUUGCUGCCUGGAACUUUCAAAGGAACGGCACAACUGAAGAAGAGGUUGAAUUCUCAGGGUUCGACACCGUGGCUGUUGUCAUCGCCGCCAUCGGUAUUGCAGGGUUCCUGAGCAAUGGCGCGGUGGUUUUGCUGUUCCUGAAGUUCCGGCAGCUGCGCACUCCCUUCAACAUGCUGCUGCUGAACAUGUCCGUGGCCGACCUGCUGGUGUCCGUGUGCGGCAACACGCUGUCCUUCGCCUCCGCCGUCCGUCACCGCUGGCUGUGGGGCAGGCCCGGCUGUGUAUGGUACGGGUUCGCCAAUCACCUCUUUGGUCUGGUAUCCCUGAUCUCCCUGGCUGUCAUCUCCUACGAGCGGUACCGGAUGGUAGUCAAGCCGAAGGGCCCGGGCUCCUCUUACCUUACCUACAACAAAGUGGGCCUGGCCAUUAUCUUCAUCUACCUGUACUGUCUGCUGUGGACGACUCUACCAAUCGUGGGGUGGAGCAGCUACCAACUCGAGGGUCCUAAGAUAAGCUGCUCCGUAGCAUGGGAGGAGCACAGCCUGUCCAACACGUCUUACAUCGUGGCUAUCUUCAUCAUGUGUCUGCUACUGCCUCUUCUCAUCAUCAUAUACUCCUACUGCCGCUUGUGGUACAAGGUGAAGAAAGGUUCGCAGAACCUUCCACCAGCCAUAAGAAAGUCGAGUCAGAAGGAACAGAAGAUUGCCCGGAUGGUAGUGGUGAUGAUCACGUGUUUCCUGGUGUGCUGGCUGCCGUACGGAGCCAUGGCGCUGGUGGUGAGUUUCGGCGGGGAGAGCCUGAUCUCCCCCACCGCUGCAGUGGUUCCGUCUCUGCUCGCCAAGUCCAGCACCUGCUACAACCCGCUGGUCUACUUCGCCAUGAACAACCAGUUCCGCCGGUAUUUCCAAGAUCUUCUGUGCUGCGGCCGCAGACUGUUUGACGCCUCUGCCUCUGUGAACACGUGUAACACCUCGGCCAUGCCCAGACAUUCCCCAGUUUUCCAGAAACCCGACUCUGACCAGUACAAUGGGAUACAAAAGAGUAGAGAACCACAGAUGAGAACAACGGGGCAAAACGCGCCAUACCGACAGUGGAUAGAGAUGCAGACCAUCGCCGUCGUCGUGAAGGCUGACGAAGUAAACAACAAAUUUGGCGAGGUUAAAACGUAAAGAGACAUUCUAGCAUUGACACAAGCAAUACAUACAUCGCCCAGGACUUACAGCGCCACCUUUCUGCUCACAUGUUAACUACAGCUGCAAAAGUUGUGAUGUAGUGGAUACAGUAAUUGCAAUCGGGUAGAAUUGCAUAUAUUUGAAGAUGUUCUGUGAAUUCAAAUAAAUUCUCUGCAAAAACGGUAUAUAUCUAUAUCUACAGUUUAUAUUUCGAAAGCAAUAGAAUCAUGCCUCCUAACUCGACGGAAAUGCAAGUUGUUACUUAUAAUUAGGAUGCAACAGCGAACAACAAGGUUUAA